Molecule: messenger RNA, 1093 nt
Organism: Mytilus californianus (California mussel)
Lineage: Eukaryota; Metazoa; Mollusca; Bivalvia; Mytilida; Mytilidae
Product: putative nuclease HARBI1
Exons: 1
Coding region: 89-1003 (304 amino acids)
Source: RefSeq, a predicted model, not a curated record
CCGAAACAGAGUGUUUAGGGACAGAGACAAUCCAUUAGACUAUUUGGACGAUGCUGAUAUUGUACGUAAAUAUAGACUUUCAAGACCAAUGAUUCUAGAACUUUGUGGAAUGUUCCAAAAUGAGCUCGCAAGGCCGACUAAAAGGUCCCAUGCAUUUCCUGUCUCAUUACAAAUAAUGGUAGCCCUAAGAUUUUAUGCGACUGGGAGCUUUCAACUGGUUAAUGCUGAUGUCCAUCGUAUUUCUAGAGCUAGUGUUUCUACUAUUACACGUGACGUCACACAAUGUUUGAAAAAUGUAUGCAAUCAAUACAUUUCGAUGCCCACAGAUCAAGCAUCUCUUCAAGCUUUAAAGCAAGGUUUUUAUGACAUUUCAAAUUUUACAAAUGUUAUUGGUGCUGUUGAUGGUACUUAUGUGCGUAUCAAAAGCCCAGCUGUUGAUGAACACUUGUACGUAAACAGAAAAAAUUACCACUCGCUUAAUGUAAUGGGAGUUUGUGACUCAAACUUGAAGUUUUUAAACAUUGUGGCAAAGUGGCCUGGUAGUACACAUGACUCAUUUGCAUUGCGCAAUUCAAGGCUUUGUGAAAUGUUUGAAGACGGAGACAUAAGCGAUGGAUGGCUUCUUGGGGACAGUGGAUAUCCACUUCGACCUUGGCUCCUAACACCAGUCAUAAACCCAACAACAAGACAAGACCAACGUUACAACAGUUGCCAUAUGAGAACAAGAUGUGCUGUUGAGAGGAGUUUUGGAGUGUUAAAAUCUCGUUUCCGAUGUAUCGAUACCACUGCAGGAACAUUGUUGUACAGCCCAGUUAGAUGUUGUGACAUUAUAGUAGCUGUUGUUGUUCUACACAACAUGUGUAUUGACAAUAGAAUUCCAUUGCCUCCAGGAAACGAUAAUCCAAGAGAUCAUGGAAACAUUGGUGGACAGCAAUAUGUUGGUAUCCAAAAUGAUGGUGCAGUUAUUCGUACUAGAUUGAUUAAUAACAGAUUCAACAAUUAAUAAAAAAAAUAUUCUUAUCCUUCUUUUUUAAUCACUAAUGGGUUGUUCAUUGCAUGUAUUCUUGUAUUCUGAUACCUGGAUGACUAUCUC